Acipenser ruthenus (sterlet) is the source of this 1670-nucleotide messenger RNA. RefSeq names its product transmembrane protein 154-like. The record is from RefSeq and is a predicted model, not a curated record. Bases 79 to 729 code for a protein of 216 amino acids. Lineage: Eukaryota; Metazoa; Chordata; Actinopteri; Acipenseriformes; Acipenseridae. The transcript is spliced from 6 exons.
GGCAAGAAAACACAGCCAGGAAACAGGAAAUGUUGACAUGCAAGUGAGUAAGUAAGGAAAUCAGGGCACGAUGGCAUUAUGCCUUCACUUGUCCAAGUUAAAGGGCAACGAAAAGGCUGGGAAAUGUCCUUCCUCCUAAUUUUACUGGCUGCUGUGUUUGCUGGAACUGUGAAUUGCAAAGACUAUAGCUCUUUUAGCAAGGACCUUGAAGAUGGUUCGUCUUGGGAUGUUUUGGAGGAUAGCUCUCUUCUAAGUAAUGGUUCAGUGGACCUGGAAGCUGAAACCCCAAAUGAAUACAUUGAAAAGGAUUUGAACAGCUUAGGCAGAUCUGACUCCGAUGCACCAGGCGACAGUCUAACCCCUCCUCCGAAUGGGCUGCAUCCUCUUUUCUCCAGUUCUAACAUCUACUUAGCAAUUGCUAUUCCUCUUGUGCUUCUACUAAUGCUAUUGGCAGUUGUGAUUGGAGUGAUGAUUAAACGCCGUAAAAGAAAUCCUAUGACUUUAGCCUACAUGAAGGAUUUUGAUCAGUUACAUGGUGUUGACACAGACACUGUGAAGAUAGAAAGCCCUUUGUUUGAUGAUGACAUCCCUUCUGUUCUGGAACUAGACAUGGAAGAUCUGGAAAAAUGGAUGGAUACUCCAAAGAAACCUUCUGAUUGUGUUGGUGUUGCAGCUGAGACUGAUGGCUUGCCUUCUGUCAAAGAAGAAACAGAUUCCAAACUCAGGUAACGUGGAUUUCCUGUUGACCCAGUGUUGAGGGCUGAAGUGUAAUGCUGGCUCCAGGGAUCAGCCUAUUUGCGGCCUCCCUGGCGCAUCAGCACACACAAUGGCGGCGAUGCUGGCUCCAGGGAUCAACCAAACUGCAGCCUCCCUAGAGCCUCAGCAUGGCAACUGUCUGGAAUGGGCUGGGUGGGGCACUUCGCAGGGGUCAUCAGGUGGGGCACUUCGCAGGGGUCAUCAGAUGGGCACUUCACAGGGUUCAUCAGGUGGGGCACUUCACAGGGGUCAUCAGAUGGGCACUUCACAGGGGUCAUCAGGUGGGCACUUCACAGGGGUCAUCAGGUGGGGCACUUCACAGGGGUCAUCAGGUGGGCACUUCACAGGGCUCAUCAGGUGGGCAUCUCCCGUCUUCUGUGUUUCGUCGACAAGCCCACAAUACCCCAGGAAGGCUUGACAGUGAUGUUGUCGUCACAGCACCACUCCCCUCUAUCCCCCCCACCCAACCCGUCCCAGUUUACUUAUCUUAGCCAUCCAUUCCUAUUCAUUUAUGUUAAUGUCUCUCUGCCUCCGCGGAUAGAGCCUUCACUAUACACCGCAGCUUCUGUCCACUGAAUCCAGUAUCCCAUAGUGAUAUUCUGAAUGCUGCUAGCCUUAUUCAGCAUAUGCAGUUUUUAUGCAGUAUUCAGACUAUUACCAAACUAGUAAAUGUGGGGAGUUUGUGUGACUGGAUAUGUCAUUAUUAUCUUGCAUUAUACAUUCCCAAAUAUGACCUUUACUGUUUGCAUAAAAAAAGUAAAAUAACAAAGUCUGACAUCUGUUUCUUGUGACAAUUUCUACCUGUUGCUUCUAAUCAAUUCAUUGAUAUGUUGAGAUUUAUUAUUGAAAUGCAGAUGUUCAAUAUUUGCAAAAAGUGUAUUAAAUAAUAACUCAAUGCCCCCCCCCUUUUUUUU